AUGCAGCGAUUAAGGAGUUCUGUGUUUUCGGUGCCCAACCUUAAGAAAAAGUAUCUCAAUUCACGGGCUGCCAUUCAAGACACUUUUUUUUCCACCAAGGAUACGUUUGAGAGACAUCGCGUGGUCUUCACUGUUGGAACUUCCAUUGCUUCCGUUGCCACUGCUUGGUUCGGUUACACCUUGCGCCAUUUACAUGACACCAAAGUAGAUCAAAGACUGCAGUCCAUUGAAAAUGCUGUGAAAAGCAAUUCCAAUAUCCAACAUACCGAAAUCAGAGACAUUGUCGCGGGUUCCGGAGGUUUUAGCAUUCCUGCUUGUGUCGCUACUGCUGGAACCUCCUUGGUUAUCGGGUAUGCCUUGGGAUGGAAAGGUGGAAGCUGGUAUGCAGCUAAGAAGUUCAGAAAGGAGCAAAUGAAAUUGCUAGGACAGAUUACACCUAGAAGAUGGCAAUUUCUUGGGAAGAUAAAAGCUAAAGGGUUGCAAUUCCAAUUCCUUAGAAGGAACCUUACAAGAUCCAAAGUGACUGAUACUGCGGUGCAAACAUCUGAAUCAAUUAAGCCUUCUGGUGUAGUUAUCCAAUGCCUUAUUUGGAGGCAAGGCCUGGUUUGCUUUGUGGUACAGAACAUAGAGGAACAGAACAUGGCCAACACACCACUCUCAACAAUCCUUGUGAUUCUCUUCUGGGGUUUAACUCUUGCAGCUGGAAGAAAACUUUCACCACUUAGCACUACACCCACAACAUUGUCCUCAGCCCCCACUGAUGGUAUUUGCUCAUCCAUGGUGAAGACACAAGGCUAUACUUGUGAAGAACACGUGGUGACAACACAAGAUGGCUAUAUUCUUAACUUGCCAAGAAUUAGAGUGGGAGAAUCAAGGGGGCCACCUGUUCUUCUGCAGCAUGGGCUUUUCAUGGAUGGCAUUACAUGGUUAUUACUACCUUCAAAGCAGUCUCUGGCAUUUCUUUUGGCGGAUAAUGGCUUUGAUGUUUGGGUUGCUAACACACGUGGAACCAAAUAUAGCCGGCAACAUACAACUUUAGCUACGAAUAGCUCGGAUUAUUGGAAUUGGUCAUGGGAUGAAUUAGUUGCAUAUGAUCUUCCAGCCACAUUCAAGUAUGUGCAUGAUCUAGCUGGACAAAAGUUGCACUAUGUUGGUCACUCGCAGGGAACUUUGAUUGCAUUGGCUGCUUUUUCCCAAGAUCAGUUACUGAACAUGUUGAGAUCAGCCGCCUUGCUUAGUCCAAUUGCUUAUGUUGGUCAGAUGACUUCACCCCUAGCUAAAAAUGCAGCUGACAACUUCAUUGCGGAGUCACUUUACAAUUUUGGAAUCUUUGAAUUUAAUAUGAGAGGGGUCUCUGUUAUAAAGUUUCUAAAGGACUUGUGCAAUAACACAGGCAUUGACUGCACCAACUUGUUGACCUCUUUCACAGGUCCAAACUGCUGCCUGAACCCAUCCAUUGUAAAUAUUUUUUUGGAUCAUGAGCCUCAGUCAACAGCAACAAAGAACAUGAUUCAUCUAUCUCAGAUGAUCAGAGGAGGAACCACUUCAAUGUUCGAUUACCAGAAUCAAGAUGAGAACAUAAAACACUAUGGACAACCCACUCCUCCAGCAUAUGACAUGACAAGACUUCCAAAUGACCUUCCUCUCUUCCUGAGUUAUGGAGGAGCUGAUGCUCUUUCUGAUGUUAAGGAUGUGCAACGUCUAUUGGAAAUUCUCAAAGAUCAUGACGCAGAUAAGCUUGUAGUGCAGUACAGAAAUGAUUAUGCACAUGCAGAUUAUGUUAUGGGUGAAAAUGCUUAUCGAGAUGUCUAUCAACCUCUUAUAUCUUUCUUUAGGCUUCAGUGA
Messenger RNA from Sphenostylis stenocarpa, 1845 nucleotides. The record is from the annotation of a GenBank genome assembly. NCBI's taxonomy places the organism in Eukaryota, Viridiplantae, Streptophyta, Magnoliopsida, Fabales, Fabaceae.